Parastagonospora nodorum SN15 is the source of this 1011-nucleotide messenger RNA. RefSeq lists its product as hypothetical. Lineage: Eukaryota; Fungi; Ascomycota; Dothideomycetes; Pleosporales; Phaeosphaeriaceae. Bases 1 to 1011 code for a protein of 336 amino acids. The record is from RefSeq and is a predicted model, not a curated record. The transcript has 2 exons.
AUGCUGUACCAGCGCCAGAUCAAGAUGACCUUGAUUUCCGGAUAUCACGAUGAUUUGCGCAAGAAGGAGAAGAGAAAAAGAAGGUCGGCCUCCCCGAAAGCACCUCCAGGUGGCAGCUAUCGCAUACCAGCGCAGGGUCAGUUGCAAAUCGUGCUGAAAAACCCCAACAAUACUGCAGUCAAGCUUUUCCUUGUCCCUUACGACCUUUCCGAUAUGGAGCCUGGACAAAAGACAUUCAUUAGGCAGCGUAGUUAUUCCGCAGGUCCUAUCAUCGACAUGCCAACGCAAUCACGGAAGAAUCUAGGCACGAAUCGUCCUGAAGCCGCACUCAGCAAUUCAGAAGACCCCAACGACCGGCCGAUCCUGCGAUACCUUAUUCAUCUACACAUAUGCUGCCCAUAUAAAGGUCGAUACUAUCUGUACAAGAGCAUCCGAGUCGUAUUCGCCAACCGUGUCCCUGACGGCAAAGAGAAACUCCGAAACGAGAUCCAACUCCCAGAGCCCAGAUACAGCACCUACAAACCCAUGCGCGACUCCGCAGCCGCACAACACGCCUCACCGCAAAUCAUAUCCGACAAAGCAAACCGCCGCCGCAGCGCAGCAUGGCCCCUCUCCCGUCCCCAACAAACCUACGAUCAAAUCGACGGCCUCGCGCAACGCCCAAACCAACCACCUCCCGCCCUCAAAUUUACCGGCGGAAACUCGACAUCCAGCAGCUUCAACUCUCCGCUUCCGGAUCUGCAGCCAAUACCGUUUAGUCUCACGCGCCUCGCAGCCAUCGAGUCCCGCCCCGUGUCCCGCGACCACAUGGACAUCGACACUAAACCGCCCUUCAAAACGCCCGUUGCGUCGCCAAAAUCUGGGCUGGGAAGCCCUGGCACGUUCGAGAAGCUGAGUAGAGGGGAUGUAGGGUACGGAGGGAUGGCGAGUCCGACGAGUCCGCCGAGUGCGGGAUUGUUGAGCCAGAGGUUGAGGGGGUUGGAGGUGGAGGGGGUGAGGGACGAGGAAUAG